AACAUGGCGACAGACUGGAGUGGACAGGGGCACAUUAUAACUUUAAUCGUUUUUCUUUGGAGCGCCGUUGGUGGACGUACAGAGACAGCAAGUGUAAUCGGGACCCAAGUCCUGGGCAUGCGGCUGGAGAGGAGCGAUAAACCAGCCACGACAACACAAGAAGGAGUCAUUCAGGUAACAGAGGAGAGCACUGUCCAGCUCAGGUUUUAUGGGGUACAGUUCAACUCGGACUCCUCGUCAGAGAUAAGGUUCAUUGAACACGGGGAAGAGGAGGAUGGGGAUUAUUUUAUCAACGGAAAUGCUAACAGGACUUGUACAGAUUUCACCAAAGAUUUCACCGUUAGUAGCUUCAUGAAUGUCAGCGCGCGAGGGACAUCAGGGAUGGUCAGCAUCCACAUCAAACCGCUUCGCAAGACCGAAAGCCAGAAAGAUUACAGUCUCUGCGUGAGGGAUGGCCCGGGUGACAAGUGGAUCCAGUUGGCAGACACCGAUGGCAGAGUUCGGGUGGUCGAGGAGAAGCAGCCCUUUAUACCUUUCUGGUUGCAAGGAAUUAUGGUGUCCGUUCUUUUAGUACUGUCCGGUUUGUUCAGUGGGCUUAAUCUGGGUCUGAUGGCACUUGAUCCCAUGGAACUUCGUAUCGUCCAAAGUUGUGGCACAGAAAAGGAAAGGAGGGAUGCACGCAAAAUCGAGCCCAUCCGGAGGAAAGGAAACUACUUGCUGUGUUCACUUUUGCUCGGCAACGUGCUUGUCAACACCACCUUGACCAUUAUGAUGGACGAACUGAUCGGGUCAGGGCUAGGGGCAGUGAUCGCCUCCACUGUUGGCAUCGUGAUUUUCGGGGAAAUCAUCCCCCAGGCUCUCUGCUCCCGUCACGGUUUAGCAGUCGGUGCUAACACGGUAGUGUUGACCAAAUUCUUUAUGCUGCUCACAUUCCCGUUAUCUUUCCCCAUCAGCAAACUGUUAGACUGCGUCUUGGGACAGGAGAUGGGCAACGUGUACAACCGGGAGAAACUCGUGGAGAUGCUGAAAGUCACCGAGCCCUACAACGACCUGGUGAAAGAGGAGCUCAACAUGAUCCAGGGGGCUCUUGAGCUGAGGACCAAGACGGUGGAGGACGUCAUGACCCCGAUCAGCAACUGUUUCAUGAUCCAGGCCGACACCAUACUGGACUUCAACGCCAUGUCGGACAUCAUGGAGAGCGGAUACACGCGCAUCCCCGUCUACGAGGACGAGCGCUCCAACAUUGUUGACAUUCUGUAUGUCAAGGACUUGGCCUUCGUCGACCCAGACGACUGCACCACCCUCAAAACUGUCACCAAGUUCUACAACCACCCGGUCCACUUUGUGUUCCAUGACACCAAACUGGAUGCCAUGCUGGAGGAGUUUAAAAAAGGGAAGUCCCACCUAGCCAUCGUGCAGAAGGUGAACAACGAGGGGGAGGGCGACCCCUUCUAUGAGGUGCUGGGGCUGGUCACCCUGGAGGACGUCAUUGAGGAGAUCAUCAAGUCCGAGAUCCUGGAUGAGUCCGACCUCUACACGGAUAACCGUAACAGGAAGAAGGUCCACCCCAACAAGAGUAAGCGGGACUACUCAGCCUUUAAGGACGAGAGCGAGUCCAAGGUCAAGAUCUCCCCACAGCUGAUGCUGGCCGCGCACCGCUUCCUGGCCACAGAGGUGACUCUCUUCAGUCCACUGCAGAUCUCUGACAAGGUUCUCCUGCGCAUCCUCAAGUAUCCGGACGUCAUCCAGGAAGUGAAGUUUGACGAGUCGGACAAGCGCGCCCCUCAGCACUUCCUGUACCUGCGCGGCCGACCCGUAGACUUCUUCAUCCUCAUCCUGCAGGGCCGGGUGGAGGUGGAGGCGGGUCAUGAGAACAUGAAGUUUGAGACGGGGCCCUUCUCCUACUAUGGAGUCAUGGGUCUCACCGCGCCCGCUCUAGAGUUCCGCAGCCCGUCUCACCUGAGUGGCCUGAACCGCUCUGCCUCUCUGAGCUGUACGGAGCGCGUGGACUCCCUGUCUGUCAGUGGCAGCACCCAGCAGCUCAACAGCUCCAUCUCCCCACAGUACAUCCCUGACUUCAGCGUACGCAUCCUCACAGACGUGCAGUUCGUCAAGGUGACCCGUGCCCAGUACCAGAACGGCCUGCUGGCCUCCAAGCUGGACAGCACGCCCCAGUCGCCCGAGACCGCCCCUCGUGCCCUGGACCCGCCGCCCCUGGGCCACCGCUACUCCCAGCCCUUGGCGCCUCCCCCCACGCCCCCCACCUCCAAGAGCACCGCCUCCCACUCCCACAGCUCCGUCUCCCCUUCCUCCUGCUCCACCGCCACCACCAUGGUCAACACCAACACCUCCUCCAUGCAGCACAUCAAGACCUGCAGCUCCACCUCCUCCACCAGCGCCACCACCACCACCACCAACAACAGCAGCAGCAGUAAACCCAACAGCACCGUCAUUACCAUGACGACUGGUAGCGGAGUAGGAGGAGGAGGAAACCAGAACUCCAACCAGAGCCAGGGUUCCGGUCCCGGCCCAGUCUCGGGUUUGGGUCACAAGGGGAUAGUGAGCCGACGCCACAGUCACGGGCCGCCGGGCAGCGGGCACAGUCCUCAUACGCCUCCCCUGCCGCACCCGCUCUGCCACCUGCACACACACGCCCACACUGAGAGCACCAUCUGA
This is a messenger RNA of Engraulis encrasicolus (European anchovy), 2676 nucleotides long. RefSeq names its product metal transporter CNNM4. Gene Ontology annotation, cellular component: cytoplasm; plasma membrane. Gene Ontology annotation, biological process: magnesium ion homeostasis; magnesium ion transport; intracellular manganese ion homeostasis. The record is from RefSeq and is a predicted model, not a curated record. Gene Ontology annotation, molecular function: magnesium ion transmembrane transporter activity; sodium ion transmembrane transporter activity. The coding region runs from base 4 to 2676 and encodes 890 amino acids. Lineage: Eukaryota; Metazoa; Chordata; Actinopteri; Clupeiformes; Engraulidae. The transcript is spliced from 8 exons.